Molecule: messenger RNA, 1527 nt
Organism: Balearica regulorum gibbericeps (East African grey crowned-crane)
Lineage: Eukaryota; Metazoa; Chordata; Aves; Gruiformes; Gruidae
Source: RefSeq, a predicted model, not a curated record
AAUUACUGGAUGGGACUUCAGUGGUGUAUUGCCAUCAGCCAUCUUGUAGCUUCAGAUAAGACUUCAGCAGAUGUGAUAGGAAGAAAUGGAGCUUUUGCUCUAGCCCUAGAGGUGUUUGCACUGCCAUGGAGGAGUCUGUAAUUGCCCUGGUGCUUUCACUGUUAUUCUGGAAAAGCUGUUGUAAUCUGCUGCACCUAUUUACUGCCUGAGAGAUUUCUCUCCUCUUCAGCCGCUGAGUAUCUGUAAAAGAAAUCAAACUGGGGCAUUGCUAUCUCCACACUCCUCAUAAGGGAGAAGUGUUGAGGGAGUAGCAGUGCUCUCUUAACAGCCUUCCCUCAGUUUGUUCUUCAGUCAAGCUGUUCUGUUGAAGCUAAACCUCAGAAAAGCUUCAUAUUUAUGUUUGUUUGUUUAAUUGUUGAGCAGGCUCCGACGGGGGCGAGGCUGCCCAGGAUGUCCAACUGCCUGCCAAAAUAAUUGACCAGGGUGGUGCUGAGCCACAAGCUCAGGGCUCUGUUUAUCUUCACCUUUAAGUUAAUGUCCUUUGCCUCCAUCAUGUUGUACUGGAGAAUCACGGAGGACCCUAAGGGCAGGGGCCAGGUCUACAGUUUGCCUGUUGAGAUCCGCUGUGCUCACUCUGUGCCUUCUCCUCCCCACGCCAUGGCUGGUGGACCCUCUCCUUCCCCAGGGGAUGUGUUUUUUGUGGAGACCUCGGAGCGAACUGACCCAAGUUACCUGUUCACAUGCUCUGUGGAGUCAGCAGCCAGGACGCACCCUGGGACAAGGGUCGUGGUGCUCAUGAAAGGUUUGCCUAGUGGGAACGCCUCAUUACCCAACCACUGGGCAUUAUCCUUGCUGAGCUGCUUCCCCAACGUGGAAAUCCGGCCACUGGACUUGACGGAGCUUUUCUCAGGGACACCUCUGGCAAAGUGGUACUUGCAGGCUCAGCAGCGCUGGGAGCCUUAUUUCUUACCUAUCCUGUCUGAUGCCUGCAGAAUCGCCAUCAUGUGGAAAUUUGGUGGCAUCUACCUGGACACAGACUUCAUUGUGCUUAAGAACUUAAAGAACCUCACCAAUGCGCUUGGUACCCAAUCCAAGUAUGUACUGAAUGGGGCCUUUCUGUCCUUUGAGCCCAAACACAAGUUCAUAGAGCUUUGCAUGCAGGACUUUGUGGAUAACUACAACAGCUGGAUCUGGGGGCACCAGGGCCCACAGCUCCUAACACGUGUCUUCAAGAAGUGGUGCUCCAUCAGGAGUCUUCGGAGCAGUACAAGCUGCAAAGGAGUGAGUGCUCUGCCCCGUGAGGCUUUUUAUCCCAUUCGGUGGCAGGACUGGAAGAAAUACUUUGAAGUGGUGAGCUCCUCGGAGCUUCACCACCUCUUUAAUAACACCUACGCGGUGCAUGUGUGGAACAAGAAGAGCCAAGGGACAAGGCUAGAGAUCACAUCCCAGGCUUUGCUGGCUCAACUGCAUUCUCACUUCUGCCCUGCCACGUAUGACAUCAUGAAGAAGGACUCUGGACGGCAGUGA